AUGUUUGUUUGGUCUGAUGUUAAAACAAAUGUUGAUAGAAAAAGCGAAAAAUCUACUUUAUGGUCGAACUUCGGUACAAACAUCCCUCACAUCGUUUAUUGCGUGAGUAAGGGAUUACUGAUCAAGAUAAUUUAUGGGAAACAAUCUCAAGUGGAAGAUGGCAGAACUUACUUAGUGUGGAUUUGUAUCAAGGCGAUUGUUUUGCUGGUCUUUAUUUCGCAUUAUAUUUGUGGCCACCCACAAUUUACAUUAAAAUCAUAA
Messenger RNA from Clunio marinus, 261 nucleotides. The record is from the annotation of a GenBank genome assembly. Lineage: Eukaryota; Metazoa; Arthropoda; Insecta; Diptera; Chironomidae.